Phytophthora sojae is the source of this 2037-nucleotide messenger RNA. RefSeq lists its product as hypothetical. The coding region runs from base 1 to 2037 and encodes 678 amino acids. NCBI's taxonomy places the organism in Eukaryota, Oomycota, Peronosporomycetes, Peronosporales, Peronosporaceae. The record is from RefSeq and is a predicted model, not a curated record. The transcript has 2 exons.
AUGCGCGUCUCGGCCCUCGCGUCGCUGCUGCUGCCGCUGGGCGUGGCCCGCGCCGCCAGCUCCUCGAGCUCCACGACGUCGUCGGGCGUGUCGUCCGCCUCCAGCUACGUGCCGUGGAGCCUCGCCGACAACGCCACCAACCUGGCCAUCAUCGAGUCGCAGCUCACCAUCUGCACGUACUCCAAGGUGGAGGAGUGCAUCCAGGACCCCAAGCUCGUGCAGGAGCUCGGCUCGCUCUACCGCGCGCCGGGCUACUGCGUAGCCUUCGACUCGGCCUACGUCAACAUCACCACGACCAGCGCUGCCAUCCCCAACCGCUACUACCCGACGUCCGUGGAGGACGCGUACGACGCCGGCUUCUCCAACAAGUUCUCCGAGUGGUCGGACACCAACCGCGAGCAGUUCGAAGUGGACUGUCCGCUGCUCUACAAUGAGACCAUCGCCCUGGGCGACGACAUGCUCUGCUGUACUGAGUCCCAGUACACAGGGCUGUCCACGCAGGUGCGCAUGAUCCCCGGUCUGUGCUCGGCCUGCAAGGAGAACCUGCGCAACAUCUUCUGCCAGUUCACGUGCAACCCGAACAACAGCAUGUUCCUGGACAUCAACGAGGUGCGCAUCAUGUCGGGCGACGACGAGCACGAAGGUCAGAUCUUCCCAGCGGUGGAGGAGGCAACGUACUACGUGGGCAAGGACUGGAUCCGCGACAUCUACGACUUCUGCGAAGACGACAGCUCCUUCUCGCUGCUGUGCAACCCCAACCAGGACUGUACCGACGGCUACGGCCUCAUGGAGUACAUGGGCAAGUACGCCUACAACAGCAUCGGGUCCCCAGAGCAGAUCAACGUGACAACUAUGGAUCAGCUUUCGGAGGAGCUGCAAAUGACCGAGUUCUGCCAUUGCGACUACGCCAACGAGACCAAUUGCAUUUCGCCCAUGAACAACAAGAUGACGUCGUGUGUGGGCGUCUGCGGCUCGCUUUGUGCCGUUAGCUCCGACGAUACGCGCACGUACACGGAUGCUUGCUACGGUGCCAAAUCCGCGUCCUCUUCCGGUAGUGGCAGCGUCGUGGACAACGAUGACGACGCGACUUGGAUGGAGCUCAACGAGUACCUCGCCAACAACCUGCCCGCGACGGAUUGGACCCCGUUCAACUACUUCCUCGUGAUCUUUGGAGGCGUGGUGGGUGUGCUGCUGAUUGUGGGCUUCAUCGUCGCCAUGCUCCGUGAGAGGAGGUACAGCGCAGUCGAGCGUAACUCGGGCACUCCGCAGGUAGUUGGCCCUAACACACCAGACUUCCAUGGCGUGGCGAGCGCGAUGGCUGGCAGCGUCGGAUACUUGAGCUUCUUGGACGAUCUGAUGACAAACAAGCUGCGGUUGUGGGCGGCGUUCGUCUCCAAGGGUAACCGACCGAAGAAGAUCACCCCGAUGGUGCUGUGCGUUGUCGUCAUUUGCGCCGUCGGCUUGUACAACAUUGAUAUCGAAACGGACCCGAUCAAGCUGUGGGUUUCUACGUCAAGUACUUCGUACGAGCAGCGCCAACAUUAUGGCGAGAUCUUCAACCCGUUCUACCGCUCGGAGCAGAUCAUUAUGGUCCCGAAGGACGGUGGCAACAUCUACCGCUCGUCGAUCAUCAAGGAGGCCAUCCGCGUGCAGACUGUGGCAGCCAACGUGACGUACACUUCGGACGACGGUGACGAGACGAUUACUCUGGACGACAUUUGCUGGAAAGCUACGGGCACGGGCUGCACCGUCAACUCGAUCACGCAGUACUUCCAGAACAACAUGGAGCACUUCGAGUUCUACGAGAAGUAUGGAUUGGAGCUGGAGCACUUUAGUAACUGCCUUUACUCUCCGACCACGUCGGACGUGGCGCUUUGCACCGAGUUGAAGAACGCUUUGGAGGAUGGCGAUUCGCUCCCGUCGAGCAUGAGCGACUGCCCCUGCUUGUCGGCGUUUGGCUCGCCCAUGAACCUGUACAACACGUACCUGGUGGGAGCGCGAGUACAUCAAGACGAUGAAGAAGGAGGCUGCGUCUAA